GUUCGGAGCCGCCGCGACCCGCCGUGGUGACACCAGCCCCGGGUGGCAGCGCAUGUCCCUCCGCCGGUGACCUCGGAUCACUGUGCUGGCUCCAGUCCUGGUCGACACCAGUGUGAAAUCAAUAUUUAGGGCUGAGGAUGAGAACUGCUCUGUGGUGCAGGGUUGGAUGCUUGAGAGAGGAGGAUAAGGCACGAGAGUCUGGGACUGGUGGAAUGGAGGCCUGAUGUAGAUGGAAAGAUGGAUGAAGAAGAAGCUCUGAACUCUAUUAUGAAGGAUUUGGCAGCGUUGGGCAAGUGUGGGGGGCUGCUGGACAACAAUAGGAAUAAAAACAGUGUCCACUCCAACAAACAGCAGCGAAGUGUCAGGAUCAAGUUUGAAUAUGAAGGAGAGAAAAGGAUUAUCCAGUUUCCAAGACCAGUCAAGUUCAAGGAAGUGGUGCAGAAGGUCACGGACGCUUUUGGGCAGACGAUGGACUUGGUCUGUGUGAACAAUGAGCUCCUGAUGCCACUGAAAUCCCAGGAAGAUUUGGACAAAGCGAUGGAGCAGUUGGAGCUGAGCCCUUCCCUGAAGAGCCUGCGGAUCCUUGUGAGCGCUCCAAAGAAAGCGAAUCUCCUGCAGCCAAACAACAGCAAGCAGCAUGAGAUGAGGAUCUCCAGAUCCAUGGGCGACAUCAUGGGCUCCCUGUACAAAGACUCCGAGAGGACGCGCAAGUACUCGACAGGCUCUCUGCACACUGGCCGCAGCUCUCCGCCGCCGGGCAGCGUUCCCGAGGAGCAGCAGCAGAUCGCCCGCCAGGGCUCCUACACCAGCAUCAACAGCGAGGGCGAGUUCAUCCCCGAGACCAUGGACCAGAACAUGCUUGAAGCUUUCAUCAGCCCUGAUGAUUCGUUGUCUGGGAGCUGCCAGUCGCUGGACAGGUCUGUGGACAGCCCUCCCUUUCCCCAAACCCCUGUUCCUGGAAGGAAGAGCCAUCCCAAAGAUGGUCUUGAUUGCAUGGAUUUUGACAUCCCAUUCUGUGAGAGGUUUGGGAAAGGUGGGACCUUCCCGAGGCAGUACCAUCUCUCCCAAAGCCGCAAGGACUACAGCGACGGUCGGAGGACUUUCCCCAGGAGUUACUUCCCACAGGAGAACCUGUUUCAGCUCGUCCCCUCCAGCAGAACCAAGAGCUUUACUGGGGACAGCAAGCUCAGCACCUUGCAGUAUGAUGAGUACAGGCCCAAGUGUUGGAACAAUUGUGAAAAGGGUCUGCAGGCCUUCAGCACCUCUCCUACGAAAGCCAGGAACUCCCUGCAGGCCCCUGUGAACUGGAGGCUGGGGAAGCUGCUGGGAAGAGGAGCUUUUGGGGAAGUUUAUCUCUGCUAUGACGCUGACACUGGGCGGGAGCUGUCAGUGAAGCAGGUGCCUUUCGACCCUGACAGCCAGGAGACAAGUAAAGAGGUGAAUGCUUUAGAAUGUGAGAUUCAGCUGUUGAAGACUCUCCGUCACGACAGGAUCGUGCAGUACUACGGGUGCCUGCGGGAUCCUGAGGAGAAGAAACUGUCCAUCUUUGUGGAAUACAUGCCAGGGGGCUCCAUAAAGGACCAGCUAAAAGCUUACGGUGCUCUGACUGAGAACGUCACACGGAAGUACACCAGGCAGAUCCUGCAGGGAGUCUUCUACCUACACAGCAAUAUGAUUGUCCACAGGGAUAUUAAAGGUGCCAAUAUCCUGAGAGAUUCCGCUGGAAAUGUGAAACUUGGAGAUUUUGGGGCCAGCAAACGCAUCCAGACCAUCUGCAUGUCUGGGACUGGGAUUAAAUCUGUCACAGGAACACCAUACUGGAUGAGCCCAGAGGUUAUCAGUGGAGAGGGCUAUGGAAGGAAAGCUGAUGUGUGGAGCGUGGCCUGCACCGUGGUGGAGAUGUUAACCGAGAAGCCGCCCUGGGCAGAGUUCGAGGCCAUGGCGGCGAUUUUUAAAAUCGCCACGCAGCCGACCAACCCCCAGCUCCCCGACGGCGUCUCCAGCUCCUGCCGCAACUUCCUCAAGCAGAUCUUCGUGGAGGAGAAGCGCAGGCCGACGGCCGAGGACCUGCUGAGGCAUCCUUUCGUCAACUGCGGGCUCUGAGCCCUGGCCGCGGGGAUGGGAAGCGCCGGCGGGAGGGUCGGACCUCGCCCGGGGUUGUCCCCACGGUCCCUUCUCGCCCGCUGCAGCCUCGGCCCCGCCGCGCUGUCGGAUUUUUCAAGCUGCGCUCGGGACCGUUGGCGCCGGGAAUUGGGAGCGAGGGAUUUCCCGGCCACGUAACCUCCCUGCCGCCAGCGGUACCGGGCUCGUCCCCCACGGCCGAGCGACUGCUCUCUCGGGGGGAAGCGUGGCAAGCGGGAAACGUCCCCCCAGCGCUGCAGGGCGGCAUCCCCAGGACCGGUGGGGGAAUCGGAUGCUCGGCGGCCAUCGCCGCCUUUCGCAGAGGAACGGACGGGGCCUUCAGCCAAGCCGGAGGAGAUGAUCCUCAGACCACAGAGUCGGGGGGACCCGGGCGUGUCCCCGUUCACAAGGGGACCCGACCCCGCCGGAGCAGCUGGCGGCUCCGGCCGGGCGGCGUUUCACACUGUCCUGUGCCUUACGCGGUUACAAUCAAGGAGUGAUGCUCGGCUCGGAUCUGGUGUGAGGAUGCGGCAGCCGUGUUGACUUUGCCUUGGCGCGUGUGUGUGUGCGUGUGUGUCUGGGAACAAGGGGGGUCUUCUCGGGGUGCAGGAGGUCUCUGCCGGGUGCGCCCGCGGACGGAUGCCCGGGACCCCUGCCCACGGGCUGGGGGAUGGUUAAAUGGUGGUGGCGGUGGUGGGCGGGGCUGAGCAGCAGCUGGAUUGUGCUGGGAGCCGUCGGGAUUCAGGGGGAGCUGAAGGGAAUCUCAGCAAGGAGGACUCUGCUGAGCUGGGGCUGGAGGGAUGCCAUCGUGUUCUGGGAAGUGGAGCUGCAGGGAGAGCUGCACUGGAGCUCAGUAAAACCCGAGAGUGCCUAAAAUUAGGCAGAGAGGACUGGUGCCUGUGAAUGUGGGUGCGUCCUUCUCUGGGCAUCUACUCCUCUGUGCCUUGUGGACCAUCCCCGGGUGCAGGGAAGUGGGGCAUCACUUCCACGUGGUGCCCAAGGGAGCAGCUGCAGGACAGUGGAGCCUCAGACUGAAAAGUGGAGCUGCAGCAGUCAAGGGCAGCUGGAAGCAGAUUGCUUCCCGCAGGAGACUUGAAGUUGUAUGGAAAAACGGGCCAGUCAAAAGCAGAGCUGAGCUGCAGGCUCUGACCAGCACUACCCCGCUGGAAAACCUGGGCAGGAAGCACGCACAGAGUCCCUGGAAGCUAGUUAGUUAAUGAAUUAAUCAGUCAGAUCUUGGGGGAUUUGGGAUAAAUUAUUUGCACCAUCCCACCUCCCCCUUCCCUGCUGCAUUAGCUGUUACUCAGCAAAGGAUUCAAAAGGCAGUUACCAGGAGGUUCCAUCCUCAGGACAGUGUGUCAGACACAUGUUUCUUUUAAUGCUGGUUCUCAAUGAAAAUGAAAAGUGUUGCUUAGACUUAAGAGGAAAGUGACAAAUUGCUUGGUUGUGUGAACACAUCCUUGAAUUCUUCCCCGUGGAAGAGAUCAAGACUUUGCACCACUGGUUGUGAUGGUGAGAGCAUGUCCAUGUCUUCAGCUCUGAACAGAGAAGCAAGAUUUAGGAGGUUGCCCAUUGUAGCUGUGGAUAUCCCAUUUCUGGGAGUGUUCAGGAUCAGGGUUGGAAAUGGCUUGGAACGACCUGGUCUAGUGAAAAAAUGUCCCCUGCCCUAUGGCAAGGGGUUGGAAUGAGAUGAGCUCUAAGGUCCCUUCCAACUCAAACCAUUCAAAGAUUUUAUGAUUUUAAGAAUGAUUUCAGUUUUUAAAAAAUAAACACUGUGAGUAUUAGGGCAAAGUAAAAGAAAGACCUAAAAGAAUUCCCUCAAAAUUUGUCUGAAAGCUACUGAGUCCAUUUAUUACCAGGCCAGGUUCCAGGGAAGCUGGGGAGCAAUGCUGGGGGUUGUGUCAGUCAGCCAUGAUGAUGAUGGGCAGCUCCCCAUGGGGAGGGGGAAAAGUCUCCUUUUGCUGAGGGGAAUGAAGAAUUUUAUUCUGUGAAUAGGACCAAAUCCAUCAGUCUGGUCAGUAAUAUGGGAUGGAUGGAUGGAAAUGAACACAAGGGAAAAAAAAACCAAAACACAGUGUUGUGUGGGAACGGGUUUGGCAGAAGAGGGGUAACAAAGUGUGUGUUCACCAAAGCUAAAAAAAAAAAAAACAAAUCAAAACCAUUUUUAAGCUGUUUUCUCUUUUUUCAUUAAAUCUGUUUGGUUUGGGUUUUCUCAGGCCUUCAAUGGUGGGUGGGUCUUUUUCUUCUUUCCAAGGAUUUGAGAGCCAAAGGGGGGCUCCUGGCUGCCCCAAAAUGCUCCCAGGGCCCUCAAACCACCUGAAUUCUCCCGUGGAUGGAUGUGGUGAGUGUGAGUGAGUGUGUGUGUGAGUGUGAGACACUCCUCAGGUGCCUUUGCCUUUCUGGUUUGUAAAACCCUUGCAGUGUUCUGAUGUACAGAAUGGAACUAGGAAAAGCAAAUGGAAUUAUUCUGCCAUGUAAAGUAAUUUUCUGUUUGUUUGGCUUGGUUUUAUUUUAUUUUGCCUGGGGCGGGCCCUGCGGCUUUCCCUGCGCGCUGCCACGUGUCCGUGGAGAGAUUUAACUCCUUUUGGGGGUUGGACUG
This is a messenger RNA of Hirundo rustica (Barn swallow), 4720 nucleotides long. Its product is annotated as mitogen-activated protein kinase kinase kinase 3-like. NCBI's taxonomy places the organism in Eukaryota, Metazoa, Chordata, Aves, Passeriformes, Hirundinidae. Gene Ontology annotation, molecular function: protein kinase activity; ATP binding; protein binding. Gene Ontology annotation, biological process: protein phosphorylation. Bases 238 to 2103 code for a protein of 621 amino acids. The record is from RefSeq and is a predicted model, not a curated record. The transcript is spliced from 18 exons.